CUGGGAAGGGAGCGCUCCCGGGAGGCCGCGCCGGCCCGAGUGCCCACGACUCUGCAGCCGCCGGGGGCUCAGGAUAAAGAGCGGCCGCGACCCGCGCGCUCGGGCAGCCGGGCAGCCAGCCGCGCUCCAGGUUCGUGAGUGGAGCCCAGCCUUAUAUGGACUGAUCGCUCGGGCAAUGGCCCAUUUUUUCCUCGCCACCAGCCGCCACCGCGCUCCGAGCGUCGGCCGGAGCCGGAGCUGACGCCGCCUUGGCACCCCUCCUGGAGUUACAAACUAAGGCCGCCGGGCCGCGGCGCUGGGCGCACAGGCAGCCCGCUGCCCGAGUCCGUUUCCGCGUGCUCUCAGAGAAGACAGAGGCACUGGCUUGGGCUUUAUUUUUUUUCCUCCCCUCUCUAGUGUUUCUUUCUUUUAAAAAAAAUAAUAAUUAUCUCGAUAAGUAAAGCCCAUCCCUCUCCCCUCCCCAUCCCUGCCCCCCAAGCCCUCCCCCUCGCCCUCCUGGGCUGGGGAGCAUCACGAACUGACCAAGUGAAGCUACAACUUUGCGACAUAAAUCGAGGGGUCUCAAGCCAUGUCGCUAACCAACACAAAGACGGGGUUUUCGGUCAAGGACAUCUUAGACCUGCCGGACACCAACGAUGAAGAAGGCUCAGUGGCUGAAGGGCCGGAGGAAGAGAGCGAGGGGCCCGAGCCAGCUAAGAGGGCCGGGCCGCUGGGUCAAGGAGCGCUGGACGCGGUGCAGAGCCUCCCCCUGAAGAGCCCCUUCUACGACAGCAGCGACAACCCGUACACCCGCUGGCUGGCCAGCACGGAGGGCCUCCAGUACUCCCUGCACGGGCUGGCAGCCGGCGCGCCCCCCCAGGACUCAAGCUCCAAGUCCCCAGAGCCCUCGGCCGACGAGUCACCGGACAAUGACAAGGAAGCGCCGGGCAGCGGGGGGGACGCAGGCAAGAAGCGGAAGCGGCGGGUGCUCUUCUCCAAGGCGCAGACCUACGAGCUGGAGCGGCGCUUCCGGCAGCAGCGGUACCUGUCGGCCCCCGAGCGCGAGCACCUGGCCAGCCUCAUUCGCCUUACUCCCACGCAGGUCAAGAUCUGGUUUCAGAACCAUCGCUACAAGAUGAAACGCGCCCGGGCCGAGAAAGGUAUGGAGGUGACGCCCCUGCCCUCGCCGCGUCGUGUGGCCGUGCCGGUCUUGGUCAGGGACGGCAAACCGUGCCAUGCGCUCAAAGCCCAGGACCUGGCAGCCGCCACCUUCCAGGCGGGCAUCCCCUUUUCGGCCUACAGCGCGCAAUCGCUGCAGCACAUGCAAUUCAACGCCCAGUACAGCUCGGCCAGCACCCCCCAGUACCCAACAGCACACCCCCUGGUCCAGGCCCAGCAGUGGACUUGGUGAGCGCCGCCCCUCCAAGACUCCAGGCCCCAGGCCGAGGCCCCACCCCGGCGGCGGCGGCGGCGGCGGCGGCGGCGGCGAGGAGGCCUCGGUCCUUCUGGUGGUUAUUAUUAUUAUUAUAAUUAUUAUUAGGGAGUCGAGCUGACUCUCGGCUCCGUUGUGGAGGCGCCGGGAGGUUGCCUGCGUCUCCGUGGAGUGGCAGAUUUCACCCAGCCCGCUCUGCCCCCAUCCUCUCUCCUUUGGAACCUUUGGAGAGGGCUGGACUAUAAGCCGUGUUUACAGAAUGUUUGCUCAGCUUCACUUCUUUGCCUCUCCCCGGGGUGAGGGACCAAACCGUCCCAGCGUUAAUGUCGUCACUUGAAAACGAGAAAAACACCAACCCCCCCCAACCCGGCUUUCGUGAAUUUUGUAAAAUAUGUUUGUGUGAGUAGCGAUAUUGUCAUCCGUCUUCUUCUAAAGCAAGUGGAGAACGCUUUUAAAAUAUAGAGGAUUUCUUCCUUUUUU
Molecule: messenger RNA, 1891 nt
Organism: Nycticebus coucang (slow loris)
Lineage: Eukaryota; Metazoa; Chordata; Mammalia; Primates; Lorisidae
Gene: NKX2-2
Product: NK2 homeobox 2
Exons: 3
Coding region: 569-1390 (273 amino acids)
Biological process (GO): regulation of transcription by RNA polymerase II; cell differentiation
Cellular component (GO): nucleus
Molecular function (GO): DNA-binding transcription factor activity, RNA polymerase II-specific; RNA polymerase II cis-regulatory region sequence-specific DNA binding
Source: RefSeq, a predicted model, not a curated record